AUGAUCCAGAAGAGCCAUGCAGAAGAUCUCACCUGCAAAGGGGAGACCCUCUCAUUUAAAUGUGUCAAUGUGCCUGAGGUUGACACAAUAUUUGCUGACAUUGCCAAGACUUUCAACAAGAGUCAGGAGGAUUAUUGGGCUAUCCAGAAAGCCAUCCAGAGCCUGAAAGAGAGUUAUUCCUGUUCAUCGGCAUGCAAUCUUUCUGUAUGCAUAGAGAAGAUACAGCAGGAAAACAGUGAUUGUGGUGUGCAGGUGCACAUGGAGGGGUAUAGGUUUUGGCUGACUGCAAAGAGGAAAGAGGUGCCUAAGAAACUGAAACAAGCUCUGCAGCAGGUGGGGGAGCUGAACCGUGCCACCAUAGGCGUCCUCAGUACAAAAACACAACUCCAGGAAAUGAUCUGCUCAGUGCUCCAAAGGCAGGAUAAGAUGGCAGAGAGAGCAAGAGAUGAAAACUGCGAGUACCUGGAUUGGAUCCGUUUACAAGGAAACCUGAGAGAAAAUAUUGAGAAAAUAAAUCUGGUCAAAAAGCACUCAAAGAAAUAUGUGGAAGAAGCUAAUCAUGUGCUGAGCGAAAUGUCCAAGUCAGCAGACCUGACCGUGUAAAAAUAGUUGAGAAUGAACUUGUCCUUCCACAAACAAUGAAUUAAGGGGCUUGUGCUGGAAAAUAUCUUUGGGUAAUUUUGAUGUACUGGCUAUAUAGAAAUUAAAACCAACAUCAAGAUUUUUGGGACAACAAGCUGAUAAUAAUCACAUCGGCAAAACAGUGAAAAGAAAAGAAAAUCACAAAGUGUUGUCACAUCUUGAU
Molecule: messenger RNA, 805 nt
Organism: Gekko japonicus
Lineage: Eukaryota; Metazoa; Chordata; Lepidosauria; Squamata; Gekkonidae
Exons: 3
Coding region: 1-603 (200 amino acids)
Source: RefSeq, a predicted model, not a curated record